AUGUGUGUCGAAGACAGGAUCAGUAGUUUUCCGGAUCCUAUUCUUUGUCAUAUUUCGUCAUUCCUUCCCAUUAAACAAGCAGUUCGAACCUCUAUUAUUUCAACCAAGUGGAGAUACCUCUUUGCUUCACUUUCUACCAUUAAAUUUGAUGCUUAUUCAAUGAGUGAUUUGACUGACAGAAAUGUUGACAGCUUCAAGAACUUUGUUGAUAGGUUAUCGAAAUCCCCCGAUCAGGUAAGAUUAGAUUGCUUUAGGCUAAGUCAUAUGAUUUGUUCAUGGAAUGAUUGGAAUGAUGGAGAUCAUGAUUUUGAUAUCUCUGGUUGGAUAUGUGCUGCAUUGUGCCGUGGUGUUAAGGAAAUUGAUUUGCAGUUAAGUUAUCGUGAGGAUAUUUUACCAGCUGUUUUAUUCACUUGCGGCUCACUGGUGACACUGAAAUUGGAUGCAGUAGGUCAUAAUUUUGAGUUCCCAUCUGACGUUUGUUUAGGGAAUCUGAAGACUUUGCUCUUUAGAGACUCAUUUUUCGGUGAUUCCGUUCUUAGGUUCAUUUCCAAUUGCCAUGUCUUAGAAGAUUUGGCUUUUAUUGAAUGUGAUUUUUAUACAAGUGACAUCAAUAUCCAAACUCCUUCGCUUAAGAGAUUUAUUUUAGAUUUUAAUCUAGGAGAAUUCGCAGAUUUAAAGUAUGUGGUGGUGAUUAAUGCUCCUAAUCUUGUUUAUUUUCAAUAUACUGACGCUGUAGCUCAAGGUUAUACUUUGAGUACCAUGAAGUCUCUAGAGAAUGCUCAUAUUAAAAUCUGCGGGUUUGAUACCAUUGAUUCUCAAGCAAUUGCAGCUCAUCUUAUUCAAGGAAUUUGCAAUGUACGGUCUCUACGUUUAACCAUUAAUGAAGGGAUUUUCCGAACAAGUCAACUUCCUAUAUUUCACAACCUUAUUGAAUUCGAAUUUCUUGGUCGUGGUUUUAAUGGGAGAGAAAUUUAG
Molecule: messenger RNA, 975 nt
Organism: Gossypium raimondii (Peruvian cotton)
Lineage: Eukaryota; Viridiplantae; Streptophyta; Magnoliopsida; Malvales; Malvaceae
Product: F-box/LRR-repeat protein At4g14103
Exons: 2
Coding region: 1-975 (324 amino acids)
Molecular function (GO): protein binding
Source: RefSeq, a predicted model, not a curated record